Molecule: messenger RNA, 1516 nt
Organism: Dermatophagoides farinae (American house dust mite)
Lineage: Eukaryota; Metazoa; Arthropoda; Arachnida; Sarcoptiformes; Pyroglyphidae
Source: RefSeq, a predicted model, not a curated record
UCUUGAUCUUGAUAAUGAUAAAGAUCAUGAUGACCAUCAUCACUAUUAUUGUAUUGAAACAAUUUUCAUUCUUCUAUUACUACCUCAUCCUCAUUCAAUGUCUAUUUCUACAUCAUCAUCUAUUAGUUGCAACAACAAUUUCCACCAUUUCGAAUAUUAAUCAUUCGACAUCAUCAAAUUCUUUUUCUACUCCAUCAUCAUUAAAUUGUUCUAUAUGUUCAAAAAAUCUCAAUUUAUUCUGUGAUGAAAAAAGUGGCCGUUGUGAAUGUCCUGCAAAAAUGCCGGUACGAUUAUCAUCGGAAAUUCCUUGUUUACCGUAUAAACAUUUGGGUGAUCUUUGUAUCCAUUCGGAUGAAUGUCGCCAAACAGAGAAUGCUGUAUGUAUUGCAACGUUUUUAUUUUCGAUAAAAAUCCUGAACAAAACACCAUCGUUUAAACAAUGGUUUUUCUAUAAUAAAAUUCAUAACGAUGAAGAUAUGAAUUAUCUGCUGAACAAACUAUAUGGCCGAUGUAGAUGUCAAAAAGGAUUUCGAGCAAUAACACCUACCCAAUGUAUACCAUCAACAUUUGAUACUUCUAUCAUUUGUAAUCAUGAAAAUGAUUGUUUAUCCAUUCGUGGCCAUUGUGAUCGUAAUCGAUGUCGAUGUCCUAAUGGUUAUCAUUAUGAUUUAAUCAAAGAACGCUGUGAUGAAAUUUUUAAUUUACAUCUACAUUUUUGUGCCUCAUCUUCAGAUUGUUAUAUACAGCAAUCAAAUAUGGAAUGUAAAAAUCAAAAAUGUGUUUGUACUCGGAAUUAUUCAUUUCACAACGAUACCGGAUGUGUGCAACUUGAUAUCUGUAACAGUGAAACAACAACGACAACGAUACGUCUUCGUAAUCAUCAACGACAAUCAAACACACCUAUAUGUCAACAGCAAUUAUCAUCAUCAUUUUCGACCAUUAAUGUUUGUCGUUUUGUGAUUAAAUCAUUUCCAUUGAUUCUAAUUGUAAUUAUAAUAUCGAAUCUUUUAUGUUAUAUUCGAACACGAAAAUCAUCAUUAAGUAAUCGGCUAUAUCGACAUCAUAGGGAAAUACAUGAUUUAAGACGUCGAUAUAGUGAAGAACAACGACAACGAACCAAUUCAUCAAUGAAUCAUUUAUCUAUUGUUCCAAAUGAUCGAACAAUUCAAUCAUGUUCUCUGUUAUCAUUACCUGAUUAUGAAACAAUAAUUAAUAAUGAAAUGCCAGUCAUUAUCGAAAACCACCGCAAUUAUCAAAAUCUACAAGAACGAUUACCUACAUAUGAAGAAGCUAUUGUUUUAUCCUUGAAAAAUUCGAUCAACUCUAGUUCUGAUCAAGACAUUAUUCAUGGUCAUAAUGAUGAUGAUGAUGAUGAUGACAAUGACGAUGACAAUGAUCAACAACAAAAUGACUACCAUGGUAUUGUUUCACAACAUCAACAACAAAGGCAACGAAUGCUUGAUGGCCAUUGUGAAUAUCAUCAUCAUCAUCAUUAAAUAUAUGUUCUCAUCAAAAA